This is a messenger RNA of Dictyostelium purpureum, 1407 nucleotides long. Its product is annotated as GlcNAc transferase. Gene Ontology annotation, molecular function: phosphatidylinositol N-acetylglucosaminyltransferase activity. Bases 1 to 1407 code for a protein of 468 amino acids. Gene Ontology annotation, biological process: GPI anchor biosynthetic process. The transcript has 3 exons. The record is from RefSeq and is a predicted model, not a curated record. NCBI's taxonomy places the organism in Eukaryota, Evosea, Eumycetozoa, Dictyosteliales, Dictyosteliaceae. Gene Ontology annotation, cellular component: glycosylphosphatidylinositol-N-acetylglucosaminyltransferase (GPI-GnT) complex.
AUGGAACAAGCACAAUACAAUGAAUAUAAUAAUAUAGAGAAUAUAAAUAAUAACAUACAGGGCCUAUUAAUAAAUAAUAAUAAUGAAAGGAAAUAUAGAAUAGCAAUGGUAUCAGAUUUCUUCUAUCCAAAUAUGGGUGGUGUCGAAGAGCAUUUAUAUCAGCUAUCACAAUGCCUCAUCAAGAGAGGAAAUAAAGUUAUUAUCAUAACACAUAGCUAUGGCGAUAGAUUUGGUAUAAGAUAUGUGACCAAUGGUUUAAAAGUUUAUUAUAUUCCACAAGCACCAUUUUACAAUCAAUCAUCAUUCCCAACAUUAUACUUUACAUUUCCACUAUUUAGAAAAAUUUUAAUUAGAGAAAGAAUUGAAAUUGUUCAUUGUCAUCAAGCAUUUUCAACACUUGCACAUGAAAGUAUUUUACAUGCAAGAACUAUGGGAUACAGCACUUGUUUUACUGAUCACUCAUUAUUUGGUUUUGCAGAUGCAAGUUCAAUCCAUAUGAAUAAAUUAUUAAAAUUUACACUAUCAGAUAUUUCCCAUGUUAUUUGUGUAUCAAAUACAAGUAAAGAGAAUACAGUAUUAAGAGCCCAACUGGAUCCACAUUUAGUCAGUGUUAUUCCAAACGCAGUAGAUACAACCCAAUUCACACCCGAUCCAUCAAAAAGAGAUCCUAAUAAAAUUUCAAUUGUAAUUAUGAGUAGAUUAGUUUAUAGAAAAGGUAUUGAUUUGGUAAUUGAUAUUAUACCAAAUAUUUGUAAAAAAUUCCCAAAUGCACAUUUUAUUAUUGGUGGAGAUGGACCCAAAAGAGUAUCAUUGGAAGAAAUGAGAGAAAAACAUCAACUUCACGAUCGUGUUGAAUUACUGGGUAGUGUUAAACAUUCAAACGUUAGAAAUGUAUUAGUUAGAGGCGACAUCUUUUUAAAUUCAUCACUCACCGAAGCAUUUUGUAUUGCAAUUGUUGAAGCAGCAUCGUGUGGUCUUUAUGUAGUCAGUACCAAAGUAGGUGGUGUACCCGAAGUAUUACCACCACAUAUGAUUUCAUUAGCCCAACCAAAAAGCGAUGACUUGGAAGAAAAACUCACUGAAGCAAUUAUUAAACUUAAAAUCAAUCCAAUGGAAACCCACGAAGAAGUCCGUUCAAUGUACGACUGGAACGAUGUAGCAAGACGUACCGAAACAGUUUACGAUAUUAUAUCUAAAGCACCCAAAGUUCCAUUCAUCGAAAGAUUACGUCGUUUUGUUGGUUGUGGUCUUUGGGCUGGAAAGUUAAAUUGUAUGGUUGUAGCACUAGAUAGUUUGGUUUAUAAAUUUUUAGAAUAUUAUUCGCCUAAAGAAGAUAUCGACGAAGCAUUUGAUUUCCCAAUCGAAGGUUAUACUCAAUAUAAAAACAAUCAACUAAAAAACAAUUAA